Molecule: messenger RNA, 859 nt
Organism: Anthonomus grandis grandis
Lineage: Eukaryota; Metazoa; Arthropoda; Insecta; Coleoptera; Curculionidae
Gene: ix
Product: mediator of RNA polymerase II transcription subunit 29
Exons: 4
Coding region: 189-749 (186 amino acids)
Biological process (GO): regulation of transcription by RNA polymerase II
Cellular component (GO): mediator complex
Molecular function (GO): transcription factor binding; transcription coregulator activity
Source: RefSeq, a predicted model, not a curated record
UGCGUUCUCGAUUUUGGUUGCUGCAUAAGAUCGGACGCUAGCUUCACACAAAUAUAAAACUGUUAUUGUUUUCUUGGGUUUGGAAUAAUAAUAAUAAUAAUAAUUAUAAUAAUAGAUUAGACUCAUUUUCUCAUUGAGAUCAGCAAUAGACACUUUGUAAAAUAAUCAUCUAUCCCAUCCCAAUCAAUAUGUAUUCACUGGCGGACAAAAAUAUCCCCUUUAAUAUUGCCAAACAACAACAAGAAAUGCAACAACAGCAGCAAGCCGUUCAACAGCAACAAAUGCAACAGGCCCAACAGAUUCAGCAGAGCCAACAGCAGCCACCGCAACCUUUGGAUAACAUAUCGAAAAUCAAGUCGUUGGUUGGACCUCUUCGGGACACUUUGGCUCUCACGAUAAAGACAGCUGCACAAACUUUAAAUCAAAAUAGUCAGAUUGAUUCAGGAUCUCAGAAAGCACCAGACAUACAAAUACCUCGCUUUGAUAAAAACUUAGAAGAAUUUUACUCCAUAUGUGAUCAAAUUGAACUUCAUUUGAAAACUUCAAUAAAAUGCUUAACUCAAGCUGAGAGUAGUAAUAGAUAUCUAAAUCUACCAGUAAACCCCAAUAGAAGUGAGAAUAUUGGCAUGAACGAGAAUAGUUUGACUUAUCAACAGUUUCUAGCUACUGUGGGUUCUCAAGUAUCUUAUACUAAAGAAAUCCAUGAGACCCUGUUAGCAGCUGCCCAGAAUAUUUCACCUUCAGAAUGACAUUUUCAGUAUUAAAGAGGUUUAGUUAUUUGGCAUAUGCCAUGACAUUAAUAAAUUUAUUUAUUAUCCAUUUAAAUUGUAAUUAUAAAAAUAUAAUAAGUUACAUCCAA